Messenger RNA from Nematolebias whitei (Rio pearlfish), 1069 nucleotides. It is a transcript of the gene snrnp35, whose product is annotated as small nuclear ribonucleoprotein 35 (U11/U12). Gene Ontology annotation, molecular function: mRNA binding; snRNA binding. Gene Ontology annotation, biological process: mRNA splicing, via spliceosome. Gene Ontology annotation, cellular component: U12-type spliceosomal complex; precatalytic spliceosome. The coding region runs from base 10 to 849 and encodes 279 amino acids. NCBI's taxonomy places the organism in Eukaryota, Metazoa, Chordata, Actinopteri, Cyprinodontiformes, Rivulidae. The record is from RefSeq and is a predicted model, not a curated record. The transcript has a single exon.
UCCGGUAAUAUGUCUGACUGGUGUCCGAUAGCCAGAGAGUAUGACCCGCUGAAAGCCGGCAGCAUCGACGGCACCGACGUGGAGCCCCAUGACCGCGCCAUUUGGAGGGCGAUGUGUGCCCGCUACAGGCCCAACAAAGGGGUCGUCGGAGACCCGCUUCUCACGCUGUUCGUGGCCCGCCUGAACCCCCAGACGACCGAGGAGAAACUGCACGACGUCUUCUCAAAGUACGGAGACAUCAAGCGGCUCCGGCUGAUUCGGGACAUCGUGACGGGCUUCUCCAAAAGAUACGCCUUCGUGGAGUACAAGGAGGAGCGGGCUCUGACCCGGGCCCGCCGGGAGGCCAACAAGCUGCUGGUGGACCAGCACGAGGUGUUCGUGGACUUCGAGCAGGAGAGGACCCUGAAGGGCUGGGUGCCGCGGCGUCUCGGCGGCGGGCUGGGAGGGAAGAAAGAGUCUGGGCAGCUGCGGUUCGGAGGCAAAGACAGACCCUUCCGGAAACCCCUUAACUUCUUCGGAACCGUAGCGGCGCAGCAGUGGGAAGGUGAAGGCGGCAGAGGCGGGGGCAGACACGGGGCCAGAGGAAGGCAGGACUGGUACAGAUCGAGAGAGGCAGACCGGGGGACCAGAGACAGGAGAGACCACAGAGACAGGGAGGACCACAGAGACAGGAGGGACUACAGAGACAGGGAGGACUAUAGGGACAGGGAGGACUACAGAGACAAGGAGGACUAUAGAGACAGGGAGGACCACAGAGACAGGAAGGACUACAGAGACAGGGAGGACCACAAACACAGACAGGAGGUGAGAAGAAACCCAAAGACUAGAGAGGAAGAUCGAGACAACUGAUGUCCAUCUAAAAAUGGACAAGUGGACACAGAAGAAGGCACUGAUCCUGAACUGGACUGUGGACUGUCUGCUUAUUGGCAGAUAGUUUUUACUAAAUGAUUAAUGAAAUAUUUAGCUUUUGCUGUCUGUAUUUGUUUAAUCUAAAUCUUUUCUCAUUCAAACUUGUAAACAACAACACAAACAGCCUGAACAACAAAUUAAACAUCCAUCCAUUAUCUUU